GAGACGCCUUCAAAGAAAGCCCGGGUCCAGCGUUGGUGGCUCCUUGUACACGGGGCAAAGGCUGCAGUGUUCCCCUUGGGAGCUGGAGUUCGGUUUAGGAAGUGGUUUCUUUGUGGUCUUCGCACGCACAGGGUGAAAAAGGAGACCAAGAAGGCGACGAAGUGAAUAGCGAAGCAUGAACACCGUAAUUGGGGCUGCAGUUGGCUUGGGGGUCGCUGUAGUUGGUAUCCCUGCAGCAGCUGGAGCCCUGGGUUUCACUGCAACUGGAAUUGCUAUUGGAUCAGCGGCUGCUAAGUUGAUGUCAGCAACUGCCAUCGCCAAUGGUGGAGGAGUGGCUGCCGGGGGCGUUGUGGCCACAUUGCAGUCGAUCGGUGCUGCAGGACUGUCAGCUACAGCAACAGGUGCCAUGACUGCUGGAGGAGCCCUGCUGGGGAGCUUGGCUGACCUCCUCAAGAGGAAUUGAACAGUCCCACGGUUUGCCACUCAGCUCAGAUUAAAAGGAAGCUGUGCUCUUUUCUGUUGAGAUGCUGUCCAGAUUUUUGGACCACGCAUGCACGACAAAUACUCUAUACAACAGAAGCAAGCUGGCCAACGCUAGCCACCCCCAGCUUAGGUAAACAGUCUGCUUGGAUGUGAAAUGUCCCAUGUAACCGACAUCGUGAACUUUUGCUGUUCCCAACAGCUAGACCAAACAUGAGAUUGCUUAGUACACAUGGUCAUGGUGACGUGCCCUCUUGUGCUCAUGGCUCUAAAACCCACGACAAGCCGCAGCAUGUAGACCGAACCCAGGGAAUUGUAGAGAUGCUCAUAAUAUGAUCCUGGAUACCACUGUAAAAUCAUCCCUAAAUUGAACUGGAUGUUGUAAUCAUGUAUGUGUUACGCCUGCACUUAAGAAUCGCCUGGAAUGCUAAAGCUUGUACCAGUUUGUAUCUUAAUAUAAAGGAGUUUUAUUAAAUCUUCCACUCAGCA
Molecule: messenger RNA, 969 nt
Organism: Elgaria multicarinata webbii
Lineage: Eukaryota; Metazoa; Chordata; Lepidosauria; Squamata; Anguidae
Product: interferon alpha-inducible protein 27-like protein 2A
Exons: 4
Coding region: 176-463 (95 amino acids)
Biological process (GO): apoptotic signaling pathway
Cellular component (GO): mitochondrion; membrane
Source: RefSeq, a predicted model, not a curated record